UACUGGCUGCUUAUUGCCGUGAGUUUUCUGUUUUCCCUCCUAACACUUUCUCCUGACAACCGAACUGAAAACCAGAGAGAGAGAGUGGAAGAAAGUGAGGGAGGAAGAGGGAGAAAGGGAGGGGAAGUGGAAUAAAAUUGUAAUCCUAAUGUGUAAUAUCGAUAGAGUAGGGAGUUAGUCAAUUGAAGCGAUAAAGAGUCUGAAAGUAGAGAGAUAGAACGAAGAAACGGAGAAAAUGAAGCACAUUUUCAAGAAGCUACACAUAGGGAGCAGUCACGACCAUAAUCGGACAAAUGAGACACCACCUUCUCCUUCGUGUGGUCCCGAUAAUCAGCGUGCAGGCUCCAGCAACACUUCGGCGAGUCCACCAUCAUCGUCUCCGGGGAGGGCGACAGUGGCGACAGGAAGAGGAAGUGGCCCUCCGCCGAUACCGCCGACUGCUGCGAUGAAUCGUGGGGAUUUCAUAUCGUCGGAGGAAGAGUAUCAGAUGCAGCUUGCCCUAGCGCUCAGUGCGUCGUCAGAGGCUAGGGAGGAUCCGGAGAACGAUCAGAUCCGUGCGGCGACGCUAUUGAGUUUGGGGAGCCAUCAUCGGAUGGAUUCUGGAAGGAAUAGAAAGGAGGCAGCUGCAGAGGCGUUAUCGAGGCAGUAUUGGGAAUUUGGCGUGCUUGACUAUGAGGAGAAGGUGGUUGAUGGUUUCUCUGAUGUAUAUGGACUAUCUGCAGAUUCAAAAGCCCAACGUAAAAUGCCAUCUGUAACCGAUCUUGAAACUAACUGUGGCAGUUCGGGAUUUGAGGCUGUAGUAGUUAAUCGAACAAUUGAUACGGGUCUGGAAGAAUUAGUUCAAGUUGCACAAUGCAUUGCACUAGACUGCCCUCCUACAAAUGUUGGUAUUUUAGUUCAGAGGCUUGCUGAACUCGUUACUGGGCACAUGGGUGGGCCGGUAAAGGAUGCCAAUAUAAUGUUAGCCAGGUGGAUGGAGAAAAGCACAGAGUUGAAGACAUCCCUCCACACCAGUGUGUUUCCUAUUGGAUCCAUAAAAAUAGGCUUGUCACGGCACCGUGCUUUGCUUUUCAAGGUAUUGGCUGACAAUAUAAGCUUCCCUUGUAGGCUGGUAAAAGGUAGUCAUUACACUGGCAGCGAGGAUGAUGCCGUAAAUAUAAUAAAGCUUGAGGAUGAAAGAGAGUUUUUGAUUGAUCUUAUGGCAGCUCCGGGGACACUUAUACCUGCUGAUGUUCCAAGUUUGAGGGAUACUGCCCUUAAGGCAGAUAAUUCAAACUCGGCUAAGGUCCAAGCACUAAAUUCCUCUGAUGACCUUGAUUCCUCAAGGCCAAGGCCAGUACAUGGAGAAGGCAGCAGUCAGAACUUUGCAAUGGAUAGUUAUUCUCGCAUGGAUAGAGGUUCGAAUGCUGAAAUAGCAGGUUCCAGGCUUUCACACCCUGGUUCAGUUGUUGAUGCUGGUGUUGGUUCUUCUGGAACAGCUAGCAGAGUGAAUGAGGCUACUGCAUCAUCAGGAACUGGAAACCCUCUCUACAAAGGGACUAGAGGAACCAAUGUAACUGGUGAUGGUUCGAGGAUGAAUGUUAAUGUUGUUCCAUAUGGCCAAAAUAGUCAGGAAGAAUCUAAAAACCUUUUUGCAGAUCUUAAUCCAUUUCAGGUAAAGGGAACUGGCAAAAUAUCCAUUCCCAACAAAAUUGGGGAGAGUAAAGUCGAUGACUUUCAAAUGCAGAGAAAUAACUUUGUUUCUGGUCAACCUCCUGUACCAAUGAUGUGGAAAAAUUAUACUUGUAAUGAGGUGCCUAAAAAGAAGGAAUCUAAUUAUAUGGAGGGUCUCUUUCCAAAACUGAAUCGUGAACCUAAUAAAAAUAAUAUCCUGCCAUCAGUUUCUACAAAGAUCAAUCCAUCUGAAGAGGUCUAUCGACAUGGUUUCAAGACAUCUGGCAAUUCAAAUCCCUCCUGCAAGGAUAAUGACGCCAGGAUGUCACUUGGUGGUGUUGGUACACUGUUGGCUUCUAGUACAAAUAACUCCAGCAACGUACCUUCGACUGAGGAUGCAAGCACUAAGUUUAAAAAAGAAAAUUCAAAGGAUGGGCAAGAUUUGCAAAAUAAUGCAAUAAACACAGUAAACGAACAUGAAAACAGUGAAGUAGGUUUUCAUGAUUACAAAAAGUCCCUCCAUGACAGAUUUAUGGGAACCGGUCUGAAAUUGAAGGAUCCAGAAAGUCCCAGCUCAUCAAUUGAUUCUAGCACAAGCAGGGUUGAUAAUCAAAUCUUUGACGAUGUAGAUGUAGGUGAAAGUGAAAUUCCAUGGGAAGACCUGGUUCUUGGCGAAAGAAUUGGACUAGGUUCAUAUGGGGAGGUCUAUCGAGCUGAUUGGAAUGGCACGGUUUGUGAUUUUGGGUUAUCACGCUUGAAGCAUAACACAUUUUUGUCAUCCAAAUCAACUGCUGGAACACCUGAGUGGAUGGCACCAGAAGUUCUCCGCAACGAACCUUCAAAUGAAAAAUGUGAUGUUUAUAGUUUCGGUGUAAUCCUUUGGGAGCUCGCAACUUUGAGAUUGCCUUGGAGUGGCAUGAAUCCCAUGCAAGUAGUGGGUGCAGUUGGUUUUCAGAAUCGCCGCCUUGAAAUCCCUAAGGAAGUUGAUCCCCUGGUUGCAAGGAUAAUGUGGGAAUGCUGGCAAACGGAUCCCAACUUACGCCCAUCAUUUGCACAACUCACAGUAGCCCUGAAGCCUUUACAGAGACUCGUAAUCCCUUCGACCAUGGACCAGCCAAGCUCACCUCUGCCGCAGGAGAUAUCAGUGAAUUUGACACCUUGAAAUCUGUUUUCAGUUUAGCAAUUGUGAAUAAGAGGGAUGUUUUGUUUUGGCAUUUUUGGUAACUAAAUAUAGAAGCUCCAAAAGGGCUGGAUGGAAGGCAAGGAAUUUGGUAUGUGGAUCUGCGGUAAGUGCAAUCUGAAAGUAUUUGUCUCGUUAGGAACAGAAGACAAAAAAAAAAAUUAGCAGCAGUGCUUUUUUUGUAUAGUUUGGAUGGGUGUCAAUAGGUUUUUCUCCAAACCUCAAAACAAUGUCUAUACAUACGUGCUCCGUGAAACCCAAAACAGAAUUGCCUUUUUACAAAAUGAACAAGUACAGGUUUUUCUCA
This is a messenger RNA of Carica papaya (papaya), 3140 nucleotides long. NCBI's taxonomy places the organism in Eukaryota, Viridiplantae, Streptophyta, Magnoliopsida, Brassicales, Caricaceae. The record is from RefSeq and is a predicted model, not a curated record.